AUGCCCGACGACAUCCCACGCACAUCAACGCUGCCCCAGGUGUCAGCGUCAACCUCCAAACAUCCCCCGGCUGCUUCCAACACCCGCAACGACGUCACCAUGUGCGCCAAGUCGACAGCUUUUGCCACGGGCAUCAAUCCCACCAGUUCCCCUCCCGGGCAUGCCGUGCGCCGUUCCAAGACCGCGGACGAGGGCUCCUUGCCGCGACGAAAGUCCUAUACGAGCAGAUCCGAGGCAUCACUCGACGGCAUGCUCUCCGGCCCGGCCCGGCGGGGCUCCAACUUCUCUGAAUACAGCCUGAGCGAGGCACGCGAUAUACUCAACCCCAGAGCCCAGGCCAGUCAGGAACUGCCAAGUCCGGAAUCCUCGUCCCUGGCUUCGUUGUCGUUGGCGUUUGCUUUGCUGCCGGCCAUCGCGGGGGCCCUGUUCAAAAAUGGCCACUCCGUCAUCACAGACGUCAUGCUGCUCGGUCUGUCUGGCGUCUUCCUUCACUGGUCCGUGACACAGCCAUGGACCUGGUAUCAUGCAGCCCAGCAAGUUCGCAUACACCAAGAGGCAGAUGCAGAAACUGCCGUCGAGGACGAUGUCCAUUACCCUACGUCUGCCCACGCCACUCGCAAAGCUGCCGACCUGGACAACGUCCCUGAAGAAGAGGAGGAGGAGGAAGAGAAAGAGGAAUCGCGACACCAAAAUAACUCGCCGACGGCGGCGCAAUCCAAGAUGGGAGGAGACCUUGGCGGCACAACGCCCCAGCAACAAGCAGCUCUCCGAGAACUACACGUGCACGAGGUGUUGGCCCUCCUUUCGUGCUUCCUGUUACCCCCCCUGAGCGCAUACCUACUCCAUCACAUCAGGGCGCAACUCAGCCGACCAUCAGAAGGACUCGUCUCCAACUACAAUCUCACCAUCUUCCUCCUCAUAUCUGAGCUGCGGGCCUUUUCGCAUGCCCUCAAGCUCGUACAGUCGAGAACUCUUCACCUGCAAAGAGUCAUCCACGGGAACCCUUUUGCGUCGCCGGCCCACACAGGCGCACAGAUCGAAGACGUGACGGAGCGACUGAGCAGACUCGAAGCACGAUCCCUAGCCGACGAAUUCGUCCGACAGCACAGCGACGGUCUCGACCCAGGGCAGGCAGAGCAAAAGGCCACCAUGGCGCGGGAUGUGCGCAACGCGAUCCAGCCGGAACUCGACGCGCUCAACCGAGCCGUCCGGCGAUACGAAAAGAAGGCAACCAUGCUUCAGUACCAGACGGAUUCUCGAUUCCUAGCGCUCGAUUCGCGAAUGGACGAUGCAAUUGCGCUCGCCGCAGUGGCCGCCAAGAACAGUAGCUCCAAGACGGUCCUCACGAGGGCAACCGAGGCAAUUGUUGCCAUUCUCCUGCUCCCCUUUCACACCAUUCUCCAAGCCAUCACGCUACCACUCCGGCCGCUCCUGGCUUUGAUCCAUCUCACGAAGAAGGCUCCAGGGGCCGCGGAACCAGGCCGCGCGACGAGGAGCGCCAAACAGUCGUCACCCAGAUACAGCGGCGACAGGGUGCCGCCUCGUGUCAUGAAGAGAUGA
This is a messenger RNA of Metarhizium album ARSEF 1941, 1560 nucleotides long. RefSeq lists its product as uncharacterized. The transcript has 2 exons. Bases 1 to 1560 code for a protein of 519 amino acids. The record is from RefSeq and is a predicted model, not a curated record. Lineage: Eukaryota; Fungi; Ascomycota; Sordariomycetes; Hypocreales; Clavicipitaceae.